Messenger RNA from Seriola dumerili (greater amberjack), 1809 nucleotides. RefSeq names its product ADP ribosylation factor like GTPase 4C (gene arl4c). The coding region runs from base 472 to 1050 and encodes 192 amino acids. The record is from RefSeq and is a predicted model, not a curated record. Gene Ontology annotation, molecular function: GTP binding; GTPase activity. Gene Ontology annotation, biological process: intracellular protein transport; endocytic recycling. The transcript has a single exon. Gene Ontology annotation, cellular component: cytoplasm. NCBI's taxonomy places the organism in Eukaryota, Metazoa, Chordata, Actinopteri, Carangiformes, Carangidae.
GACCGUCACGAGAGGAGCGUCCGACACGAACCGGGGGAGGAAAGAAGGAAAAGCGAGUCGGUGGAUGAUUCUGCGUGGACCUUGAUUUGUCCCCGGGACGCAGCCAGAAUCCCGAGAGCUUGAUCCGGUUCUGUGAUUCUGCAGAGGACCGGGUCACCGCAGAGAGGAUUUGUCGAGGCGGGCGAAAGGGUUUGUGAUCACCGGUGUCCUCUCAGCGCGGUCCCGGGAGAAGCGUUUUGACCGUGGAGCUUCCUCGUCGCCAAAUGGGUGUGAACGCGUGAGGAGAAUACUAAUGAACGGCGCGCUGCGUCCUGCUGAGGCGCACCGCGUCCCCCGCUGCAGCUGAGGGCCACAGCACCACAGCUGAGCCGAUCCGUCAUCCACAGCGACCUGAGGAAUCUUACACAUGAGCUUCGACCCUCCAGAAGCUGCUGACAAAUAAAACAAACAGCGGAAAAAAAAGACGCCAGGAUGGGAAACAGCUUCUCCAACAUCUCCGCCUUCCAGUCCCUCCACAUCGUCAUGCUGGGUCUGGACUCCGCGGGGAAGACCACGGUCCUGUACAGACUCAAAUUCAACGAAUUCGUCAACACGGUCCCGACGAUCGGCUUCAACACGGAGAAGAUCAAGCUGAGUAACGGCACCGCGAAGGGCAUCAGCUGCCACUUCUGGGACGUGGGGGGCCAGGAGAAGCUGAGGCCCCUGUGGAAGUCCUACAGCCGGUGCACGGACGGCAUCAUCUACGUCGUGGACUCCGUGGACGUGGACAGGCUCGAGGAGGCCAAGACCGAGCUGCACAAAGUCACCAAGUUCGCGGAGAACCAGGGCACGCCGCUGCUGGUCAUCGCCAACAAGCAGGACCUGCCCAAGUCCCUUCCGGUGGCGGACAUCGAGAAGCAGCUGGCCCUGCACGAGCUCACCCCCUCCACCACCUACCACAUCCAGCCCGCGUGCGCUAUCAUAGGCGAGGGGCUCCACGAGGGCAUGGACAAGCUGUACGAGAUGAUCGUAAAGAGGAGGAAAUCCUUAAAGCAGAAGAAGAAGCGGUAACUGGAGCCGGUCCUGCGGACGAGGCUGUAGUCCGGGUUCUGCCCUGGUGGCGUGGCCCCUGCAGGUUCACGCGCUGCAGUGAUUUUUGUUUUUACAUCCUCCGUUUGGAUUAAAGCUGUGAAGUCCUGCUGGAUGAUGCUUUUGCACACAGGAGGCUGCAGGAGAUACAAGACUGAAUUAAAAGGUUUAACCAAAAAAAAAAGAAAAGAAAAAGAGACAGAGGAGAAACUUGAACUUGUGUUCAGGAGAAACAGGCGGGCCUGUUCAUCUGCUGCUUUACCGCUGACUGGAGGAGAACAAGCUCCUGUGCUGAGGACUUUUAUGGACCGAUAUGUUUUUUAUUUCCAUCCACACACACACACACACACACACACACACACUGUGGAGACACAGGUUUGAUUUUGCACGUGGCUCGGGGGUCACAUGUUCCCCCUGCUCUUUGUUUUUUUGGGGGAAACCAGAUCUCACUGCAGCAAAAUCCCCCAGAAUCCGGAGAUGUAGCUGCCCAGAUGUUUCAGUCGGACAUCUCCGGAUUCUUGGGGGUUCUGUUGCAGUCAGUCAUCUGUAGUAUCAGUCUGACGGUUCUGGGUGUCCUGCAGACUGUUUCUCUCCUGGAGCAUUGAAGUAGCCUUUCCUCUGUGUGGUGGGCUGAGGACAAGAGCGUCCACUACUUUGCACUUUUCAUUUCCUAACAAACAGUAGAGAACUACACUGUAUUAACAGAGGAGCAGAUCCAGGUGGUUUAUGUACUAAGAAAAA